GGGUAUUUUCUAUUCCGAAGUUUCUCGGCCGUUUUCAAUUCUCAUUUCAUCCAUGCUCACGCCCUUUCUCUCGGGUGUUUUUCUAUUCCGAUGUUUCUCGGCCAUCUUCGAUUCUCAUUUAAGCCGUCUCACACCCUUCCUCGCGGGUAUUUCUCUCUCCCGAUGUCUCUCGGCCAUUUUCAAUUUCGGCCAUGCUUGCGCUCUUUCUCGCGGGUAUUUUUCUCUCCCGGUGUAUCUCGGUCAUUUUCAAUUCCCAUUUCGGCCGGGAUCCCGCCUUUUCUCUCGGGUACUUUCUUUUCGGAUUCUAUCUCUCCCGAUGUUGCCAUUUUCAACUUUCGGUUUUCGGCCAGCCUGUGUUCAUCUGGCCAUGCUCACACCCGCUGCUCUCACGGGAUAUAUUCUUUUCGGGAGAUCCAGCGCGUUCUCGCGGAGUUGGAGCGUCUGCUUGCGCUCGACACCUCGCUCGUCGAGGAGAAGGUGUUCGUCCACAAUCUCGUCGUCGGACUGGAGACCGCCGUGCGGAGCAACCAAAUAGAUUCCGGGGCGGUGUGGGUGCACGACAAACUCAUGUCGACCACCGAGGAAGGUCAAAAGACCGACCGCGACCAAAAAGUGAAGGAGCUGUCGUCCAUCUCCAAGUUCCUCACGGGGCCAAAGCGCGCGGCACCAUGCCGCCGAUCUCUCUCUCGCCCCACUUCGGCGGGUACGGGGGCGGCGGCUUCGGUGGCGGCGGCUACGGCGGCGGCGGCUACGGCGGCGGGUCCGGCGGACCCGCCGCCGUAGCCGCCGCCGCCGUAGCCGCCGCCACCGAAGCCGCCGCCCCCGUACCCGCCGAAGUGGGGCGAGAGAGAGAUCGGCGGCAUGGUGCCGCGCGCUUUGGCCCCGUGAGGAACUUGGAGAUGGACGACAGCUCCUUCACUUUUUGGUCGCGGUCGGUCUUUUGACCUUCCUCGGUGGUCGACAUGAGUUUGUCGUGCACCCACACCGCCCCGGAAUCUAUUUGGUUGCUCCGCACGGCGGUCUCCAGUCCGACGACGAGAUUGUGGACGGACACCUUCUCCUCGACGAGCGAGGUGUCGAGCGCAAGCAGACGCUCCAACUCCGCGAGAACGCGCUGGAUCUCCUGGGGAUGCGAACGUGCUUGUCGUGCCCCCCGAAAGCCGUAUUACCGCUUAUCAGCGUGAGGAGCGUCGACCACGUGGCUUUGAACUGAGAAAAGGGCAGCAUCGGGAGAGAGAAAACCCGAAAAGAAUAUAUCCCGUGAGAGCAGCGGGUGUGAGCAUGGCCAGAUGAACACAGGCUGGCCGAAAACCGAAAGUUGAAAAUGGCAACAUCGGGAGAGAUAGAAUCCGAAAAGAAAGUACCCGAGAGAAAAGGCGGGAUCCCGGCCGAAAUGAGAAUUGAACAUGACCGAGAUACACCGGGAGAGAAAAAAUACCCGCGAGAAAGAGCGCGAGCAUGGCCGAAAUUGAAAAUGACCGAGAGACAUCGGGAGAGAGAAAUACCCGCGAGGAAGGGUGUGAGCACGGCUUAAAUGAGAAUCGAAGAUGGCCGAGAAACAUCGGAAUAGAAAAACACCCGAGAGAAAGGGUGUGAGCAUGGCUGAAAUGAGAAUCGAAGACGGCCGAGAAACACCGAAAAUAGAA
Molecule: messenger RNA, 1646 nt
Organism: Ectocarpus sp. CCAP 1310/34
Lineage: Eukaryota; Phaeophyceae; Ectocarpales; Ectocarpaceae
Source: the annotation of a GenBank genome assembly